ACCGGACGUGCGCGAAACUGGAGCGUAUGCUCGUGCGACACUCCUCAAGCACGCGCACGGCGAGGCCUUCCCCCCUUUCCGAUCCUCCAUCUUGAGCGGCUCGCGUGUUGAGCAACCAUGCAGCUGUUUGUACGUGCUCAGAACUUGCACACCCUUGAGGUGUCGGGACAAGAGACUGUCUCACAGAUUAAAGCUCAUAUUGAAGCUUUAGAAGGUAUCUCUCCUGAGGAUCAAGUUGUACUUUUGGCUGGUGCACCUCUGAAUGAUGAAGCUGUCCUAGGCCAGUGUGGUGUUAGUGAGCUGAGCACCUUGGAGGUCACUGCACGUAUUCUGGGAGGUAAAGUGCACGGCUCUCUUGCACGUGCAGGUAAAGUAAGAGGCCAGACCCCAAAGGUUGACAAACAAGAAAAAAGGAAAAAGAAGACUGGCCGUGCCAAGAGACGCAUGCAGUACAACAGACGAUUUGUGAAUGUGGUGCAGGGCUUUGGCAAGAAGAAAGGACCAAAUGCCAACUCUUAAUUUGCCCUAAACAAAAUAAAGCACACAUUGAAGCAA
This is a messenger RNA of Erpetoichthys calabaricus (reedfish), 555 nucleotides long. It is a transcript of the gene faub, whose product is annotated as FAU ubiquitin like and ribosomal protein S30 fusion b. The transcript is spliced from 5 exons. Lineage: Eukaryota; Metazoa; Chordata; Cladistia; Polypteriformes; Polypteridae. The record is from RefSeq and is a predicted model, not a curated record. Gene Ontology annotation, molecular function: protein binding; structural constituent of ribosome. Gene Ontology annotation, cellular component: cytosolic small ribosomal subunit; ribosome. Gene Ontology annotation, biological process: translation. The coding region runs from base 118 to 519 and encodes 133 amino acids.